Sciurus carolinensis (gray squirrel) is the source of this 2830-nucleotide messenger RNA. RefSeq names its product zinc finger protein 383-like. The coding region runs from base 225 to 1652 and encodes 475 amino acids. Gene Ontology annotation, molecular function: DNA-binding transcription activator activity, RNA polymerase II-specific; RNA polymerase II cis-regulatory region sequence-specific DNA binding. Gene Ontology annotation, biological process: regulation of transcription by RNA polymerase II. The record is from RefSeq and is a predicted model, not a curated record. Lineage: Eukaryota; Metazoa; Chordata; Mammalia; Rodentia; Sciuridae. Gene Ontology annotation, cellular component: nucleus. The transcript has 4 exons.
GCGAGCCCUGGCCUCGGACCCUGGGACUCGCGCCUAGCGACCCUGGAGUUGGCGGCCAGGUUCCACAGUGGGAUGCCUGUGGGGGCCGUGGGCGUCGGCGGUGGGUGCUGGAGCUGAGGCGAUUUCUAUGUGGCGGGUUUGGACUCCCACGAAAAACCCUGGCGUCUCACGGAGCCUCUCUGCUUUCCCAGUUCUGCUCCGAGAGGCGCCCAGGAGGAGGAAUAAUGGCUGCCACUUACCAAGGGGUGGUGGCGUUCAGCGAUGUGACGGUAGACUUCUCCCGAGAGGAGUGGGACUACCUGAACUCUGUGCAGAGAGUGUUAUACAGAGACGUGAUGUUGGAGAACUACAGCAACCUGGUAUCACUGGGACUUUGUAUUUCUAAGCCAGCUGUGAUCACCUUACUGGAGCAAGGGCAUGAGCCCUGGACAGGUGGCCAAGUGCCAGCUAGAGGCCAGUGCUUACAUAAGUGGCAGAAGUCAAGCGUGUUGAAGAAGAGCUUUACAGAUGGUGAUCCAUCUGUCUGUGCGGAGGUGACACCUUUGAGGCCGGAAGAUCAACCACUGAAGUCUGCAGCCAAGAAAGGAGCUUUAAGGGAAAAAAUUAGUAAUAUAGACUCAUUCCCACUGGAGUUCAUGGGAGGAAUUAUAAGGUCAUGCUCAAGUGUCCACGAUAUUUGGGAAUGUAAAGAUCACUUUGAGGGACCACAGUCUUAUCAAGAAGCACAUUUCAGUCAGACCCAUGAAGAUGUACCUGCUUUCAAUCAACAGGUACCUCUUACUCUGUACCACAGAAGUGGAAAUGAGGAGAAACCAUAUUACUGUACAGAAUGUGGGAAGGCUUUUAGUCGUGGCUCACAACUUACUCAACACCAGAGAACUCACAGUGGUGAGAAGCCCUAUGAUUGUAGGGACUGUGGAAAGGCCUUCAGCUGUGGUUCAGCACUUUCAAGACAUCAGAAAAUUCACACUGGUGAGAAACCCUACGAAUGUAAGGAAUGUGGUCAGUCCUUCAGCUGUGGCCCAUACCUUCUGCGACAUCAGAGGAUUCACACGGGUGAGAAACCUUAUGAAUGUAGACAAUGUGGGAAGGCUUUUAGUUGGAUGUCAUAUUUUUCUCAACAUCAAAGAAUCCACACUGGUGAAAAACCCUAUGAAUGUAAGCAGUGUGGAAAGGCAUUUUGUUGGCGGUCCCAUCUUACAAAACAUCAGAGAAUCCAUACUGGGGAGAAAUCCUAUGAAUGUAAGGAAUGCGGGAAGGCCUUUAAUAAGACUUCAAAACUUGUUCAACAUCAGAGAAUUCACACUGGAGAGAAGCCCUAUGAGUGCAAAGAAUGUGGAAAGGCCUUUAUUAGGAGCUCAAGCCUCAUUCAGCAUCAGAGAAUUCAUACUGGUGAAAAACCCUAUGAGUGCAAGGAAUGUGGAAAGACCUUUAGCUGUAGCUCAUACCUUUCUCAACAUCAGCGAUUUCACACUGGUAAGAGACCCUAUGAAUGUAAAGAGUGUGGAAAGACCUUUAGCUACCACUCAAACUUCACCAUCCAUAAGAAAAUGCAUACGGGCGAGAAGCCCUAUGAGUGCAAAGACUGUGGCAAGGCCUUCACCAGGAGCUGGAACUUCAUCCGACACCAGAGGAUUCAUAAUGGUGAUUAACUCCACGAGUGCAAAAAUAUGUACAGGAUCUUGUUUGAUGGUUUUUGUUUAAAAACUUGAAGAUUAAAAUAGUAGAACAUCCUGUAAUGUAAUUGUUGGGAAAAGCAAUCAAUGGCUACAAAUUUUUUCAAGUCUCCAAAGAUCCACACUUACAACCUUACUGUAAAUAUUAGAAAAGUUCUUAUUUGAGAGUAACUUUGUGAUUUGAUCUCCUUAAAUUGACUAUAGUUUUGUUUCAUAUUCAACUUUGCAACCAUUUCAGAUUUUAUUGUAAAGUAUGGUGUAUCUAAAUCAAUAGUUUAACCACAAAUUCUUAUUAAUUCCUUUAUUGCACGUUUGCACUGCCUCCUGUUUAUUGUAUUGUUAUUAAUAUUAACCUGUGUUUUAGGACCUUCUUUUCUCUUAUAGAUACUCAAGGUAUCUGUACUUUAAGUACUUAAAUAUCUAAAUUUGAUAUUUUUAUAUAAUGGAUUUGUAUGUCUGUUUUAGAAAGAUGGACUUAUUUUCCCUUUUAUAAAAACACCACAUCAUAUUAUGUGAUAGAAAGAAACACAAGGGAAAUUUUUUUUAUUUCUAUCAAAAAAUCCACUGUCAAUGGGAUCCAAUGAAAUGUGUUUAUGAAAUAUUUACAUACUAUAAUACUAUAUUUUUGACUACCAUUUCUAUGCCAAAGAAAUUUUCCUGUCAGUAGAUAGAUCUUUUAUAAUUGUUAAUGGCUUCAUUGGGUUCCCUUUGGUGCUGUAUUUAUCAAACAUCGUUGAUUGUUUGCUUCCAAGUUGGGAAGAUCAUGAAAAAUAUCCUAGAUAAACAUUUUUCUAGACAUUCCUUUGUAUAUUUAUCUGGGUUUUUUUUCUUUUUUUAGGAAAGUUUUUAUUGCAAGUAAUGCACAAAUAUAAUUCUUAUGAAAAAUAUUUAAACAUAAAUUCCUAAGUUCUUGUUUCAUACCUAUCCUGAAUCCCUGUAUACUCUCCAAAUGUAAGCACUGUUAUUAAUCUUUAUGAUUGAAAAUCUUUUAUCUAUGGCUUUAAAAACUGUUAAUGUUUUGUGAUAGUACAUUUAUGCAUUAUGAAAUAAGGGUAGAAAUUCUGCCUCACAGUGUGUGAAAAUCAAGUAAAUUAAUAAACCUAACAUGCUUAAAACUGUACCUGUUUUAUAAUAAAUAUUAAGUGAAUAUUGGC